ACACCCUCUCAGUCAAUCAAGCUCUAUCUAACCCUUCUUUCACUCACUCACUCACCCGCUUACUCUCUAAUACCUCUCUUUUACUCACUCUCUCUAACUAAUCCCUUCUCUUUUACUUCCUCCCUCCCUCGUUCACUCUUUCAGUAACUUAAAAACAAAUCCGAUGAUGGCUACUGCUUCUGAAUUAAUAGAACCUUUACCACAGAACUGGACUUACGGGGUGACCGCCGACGGACGAAUAUUUUAUAUUGACGAUUUGCACGAGACUACCUCAUGGGUCCAUCCUGCAACCAACAAAUCUGCCAAGUCUGGGUUGUUGUACGAUCCAGAUCUCCCUAGUGGCUGGGAAUGGAGUAUUACCCCAGAAGGUGUUGUUUAUUAUGUGGAUCACAAUUCACAGAGGACUACAUUUAUUCACCCACUGACCAGACGUACAGCUCCCCCGUUUAAUGACUCCACUCAAAGUGUGGAAUUUCAGCGGCCAUUAGCUUUAAAACCAGUUCCUCAAUACAAUCAAAGUAAAAAGGCCUCAGGUAAACAAAGAUUAAUUUCUAAAGCUCCAGAGGCCAAAAGAAUGAGUAAUUCUAAAGUCAUCCAUAGUGGGUGGUUAACAGUGCAGGAAAGUUCUGGACUCCGUUCUUGGAAGCAACGUUGGUGCGUUCAUGUUGAUUAUGGCUUAUUUUUCUAUAAAGAUACCAGUGAGCAACAGUGUGUUGGUUCUAUUCUAUUACCAAGUUACACAAUACGACCUUGUGAUGCCAGUGAUUCCAUCAACAAAAGACAUGCCUUCAAGGCAGAACAUGCGAAUAUGAAGACCCAAUAUUUUGUUGCUGAAUCAGUGGAAAGCAUGGACCAAUGGGUUAGGGUUUUGAAUCAGUCAGCUUUAAUGAUAGAAGCACAAGAGAACUCAAGGCUUAAAGAAUCUUUCAGAAAUCAAAGUUUUACGACUGAAUAUAAUGGAUCGGUGACAAGAAGUGAGCAACAGCCAGAGUAUUACACUGUAGAAAGCCCUGUUCAAGAUUUUAGCAAUGGCCAUCAUUCCUUACACAACCCUAACAAUAAUGGAUAUGCCACACCUCAUUUAUUCCCUCUAAAUCACUCUGUACCAUCAAGUCAAAGGUCUUCAUACAUAUACCAGGAACAGAACCCCACUUCUGAACAUCUUCCUCACAACAGAUCUUCCUAUUCUUCUGCUGGUUCUUAUGGAAUUAACAGAAGUUAUAGCGACAGCAUCCCUCAGCCUCAGCCAGCCAGUUAUUUCCUUGAUGCUCCUUAUCAGAGAGCAUCAUCUUCAUCUUUAACUUACCAAUAUUCAAACAGACCACCAGAACAAAUUCCUCGGGACACUGAAUCUCAGUCAUCAUUAGGCUUUAACGCUAGUCAAAAUGGCUACCUACGAGGAAGUCCCUAUCUAGAUGACUCUCACCAUUCUCCAACAUCGUUUAAAGGAACAAAUAAUAAUAAUAUCAGUAACACUAUUUAUCGAACAAUAGAUUUCUCUUCAACAGAUAACAGGAUUAAUAACAGUUCUAGUAAUUCUCCUCAAUCUUUUCCACAUCCUCCACACUCCCCCACACAUUCCCAACUCUCAACAGACACUUACCCCAAAGAAAUUAAUUAUGCUGUAAUACAAAAGCAAUCAAACCAAGAGUCUUUUUCUCCACUCACAGAAUCCCAUAACAGUUUCACUUAUUCAAAUAAUAAAGAUGCAGAUUUGUAUUUUACAGAUGUUGUAGACUCACCCCAGAGCAAUUUGAGUCAAAAUCACAGUGCAAUGCUGCCAACCAAUCCUGUAGCUCCUUAUUCUAAAGACAUGUAUGGUGCUCAAACGGAUUUGUCAAAGCUAAGCAUUGAAAGUGACUUGGCUUACAAUACGUCGAGCCAGAAUCCACAUCCUGAAUAUGCAGCAAUUCAGCGAAGAUCAACAGGAAAUCUCGAAGAUUUAUAUAAAUCUGAUGCCUUAUUGAGUGAUCGACCAAACUCCAUUAGUGUUCCAGUUCGUCGAUCUCUAUCAGAUGUGCCCAAACAAACAUCAUUGCAGUUAUUACAAAAUAUGCACAUGAACGAACUACGGAAACAUCCAUCUUUCUCUAAAACUUUUCCUAAAAAUUAUUCACCAAAUUAUCAAAACAUUUCGCUAACAUUUUCUCAGUACUCUGAUGAUGAUGAUGAUGAUAAUGACCAUUUUGAAAAAUUGCCUAAUGAAGGACCUGUCACUUCUGAUGGGGACAAAUGGAAACAGAUGCCCUCUGAUUAUUAUAAUAAACCAUCUUCCACUGAACCAGCAAACCUUCUAGAUCAAGAUAUUCCAGACAAUGAUGCAGAUAAAAUUCUCUAUGAUUAUAAGGGCACAUCACAUGACACUUCUUUCCCAACACGCUCUUUUCAGGAACUUUCAGUGAAAACUCUAGAACAUUCUAAUGAUUCAGAAUUUGGUGUAACUAAACCACCUGUUUCAGAAUAUGCCAACUUAAAUGCCAGACAGUCCUUUGCUUAUUCAAGUUCACGUUCAGAAUUGGAUGGGAUAUUACCACGAAGCUCUUCUGGAAAUUUUGAUGAAUAUAAUUAUGAAAAAUAUCCCACUUCACACGUGAACCUCAAUGGAUUUCAAGCUCCAACCAUGCACAAUGCAACGGAUGUUGAAAGUAUCUCUUCGUCUAACAUGCAGCUGGAGAAAAAAGAAGACAACAUUAGCUACAUGCAACCAGCUUUGCAAAGCGAGACCAUCACUCCUGUGUACAACAGAAACACUCAUCUCAAGAGGAACAUGAGUACUGUUAAAGAAGACCCUGACAUGCCGGACGAAGAUGUUAUCAAGACAACCCGGCCAGUAAUCGCCAAACUGAAAGCCAACACAGCAAGACUAAGAAUGAGUAUUAGCGCUGAUGAUCUGCUUGGUAAAACGUUCAACUUUUCUAAGGUUAACCUCUAUCUGUUGGAUGAAAAUUUCCCAUUUAUUGGGAAAAUAUUUGAUUAUGUUUGGAAAUAUUUAAUCCCAAUAUCCUUACACAGACUUGCUGAACAUAAUGCAGUGUUAGACUUUCAUCUUGAAGAUAAACAUGGACAUUAUAUGGAGCUCAAGAAACAGUGCGAUGAUGUCGAAAACAAACUUGAAAUGUAUAAACCAAUUGAGAGUUUAGUGGACAACAUGGUAACCAUGGGAAGUUUAUAUGGUGGAAAUAACUACAUGUUAGCUACACAGUACCGCAAGCACAUUCUCCAUCCUGAUGAGUAUAUUCCUCCAAAGAAUAUGAUUGAGUUCUCUCGCAGACAUCAAGAAGAGCAGAUUUUCCAACAGAUCGAGAAAGAUGUUCAAGAGUUGACCCAAGAUGAAGCAGAUUUGGAGGAAAAAAUGGAGCGGUUGUACGUACUUGACAAAUUAAUCCAGGAGAAGAGUUUAGCAGUGACGGGUCUCAAAGAAGAUAAGGAAUCACUCGAGACGACUCUUAGAGGUGUUUUAAUUGAGCAGCAGAACCAACACACCAUCGAUCCCCGGCAGCUUGAACAUUUCCGCCACAAAGAACAUAGCAUUAAGCGGGAACUCUCUCGAGCAAUGCAGCAAUUAGCAGAAGCAUCAAAGAGACUUGAAGAACUCACUGCAGAGAGCAGUAAACUGGAGCAUGAAAUAGCUUUGUUGCGCUCAAAAGUGCAUGGUGACCUGAAUCGAAGUCGAAGUGCACCGACUUUGCCUGGAGAUCCUAGCAACACUCGAUACCAAAUGGAAAAAGAUUUACAUCGUGUACAGGAUGUAAUGCUUAAUCUGAACAAAGAAGCUGCCCGUUUAUCGGAAGCUUUAAAUACUCUAAAAUCUCCAGGAUCUGUGGAAGAAGAACUAAGUAGGAUUCCAAACCAAUCGACGACUUAUUAUGAAAUGGAUCUUGACACAAGAAUCACUGUUGAUUUGGCUGUACAGUUCAACUUAGCAGAUAACGAUCAAGGAAAUGGCACGUUUCAAGAAGAUAGACCUGGUUUUGUUGAAUAUAUUCAAUCCAAAUCAGCUCCUUCAUCAGAAGGAAACAAUAGCUAUAUUGAUAGUAACUCAGUACCCAGUCCUAUCUACGCCUUCAAUGAAGAACCUUUACAAGCUGAAACACAAAUCAGACAAGUUUACUCACAGCCACCGUUUGAAGGGAGUGACCCAAGAUUAUUGACCGCUGAUGAAGCAGAUGCACCUGAAGCAGAGGAUAACUGGAAUAUUGAAGAAGCAGAUGAUAAUACCAAAAGAUUCUUUGGUUUAUUACCGAAGGAACGACCCCGGGUACAAACUGUUCGAGAUGUGAAAAGACAAGCAGAGCAAAGACGUGAACGUGUCGGAGGAGGAAGUGAUAGAAUGAGAGGAUACCCUGGUGACGAUGGUGAAUGGGAAGACGAAAUUAAUGAACUUUGGAAGCAAAACCUCCCACCUGAAUACUUUGAUCUCCAAAGUUCCAAUGAAACACCUUUAAAUUCACAUGUUGCAUCUAAUUCCAGUGAGCAACAACCAACCUAUCCCCCAACAUCUCAGCCAUUAAUGUUAUCUCUUCUUGGAGACCAAUCAUUAUCACCACCAUCUUUGCCUCCAGAAACUUCCGUUUCCAAUAACAAUCUUUCAAAUGAUGAUCUCUCAUCUCAUCCACCUCCAUUACCAUCAAAUAAUUUUGACACACCUUUAGUAGAAACCACUACUACUGUCUCCCAUGCUGUUCCUACCAAUUCUUCUGUUAAUUCCUCUAAGCCUGAGAAUAUCCAGAGGCGUUCAUCUCUACCUUCCUUACCUCAGCGUUUGCUUGGGCCCAAACCAUUUGUGCCUUAUGAGGGCCCAUCACCUUCUUCAAACAAGGAAGUCCCUGUAGAAACGUUGUUGCCAAAAAAUGCCAACAAAUCAUUCACUAGUAUCAGUAGGUCUUUGGUAUCUCAGUCUACGUCAUCCAGUACUAUGCAGGCUACUGAUUUUAAUACACCAACCCCUUGGGGUACAGCUUCACCUGACUCCAAACUUAAAAGGUCACCCCGUGGACGAGCUCGUUAUCUUACGAUUUCAAGUAGCGAACCAAUUAAACUGGAGCAUGCUCUUGAACAGAAAUCUUCCCUUAAUUCUGCUGCUGGAGACCUUAUUAUUGGUUCCUCUCUGAUGUACAACAUGCCUGAUAUUAUACAGAGUUCAACUCUUGAUAAAUUUGAUGAACUGACUAUUGACAGAGAAUUAAUGAUGCCUGAAAAAGUGUUGAUACCCGAACGUUACAUGCCAGAUUCUGACGAUGAAGAUUUAAGUGAAGAAGAGAAAAAAAAACGGAGAGAAAAAUCAGAAAGAAUUAGGAAAGUUCUCGCAGAACAGAGUGUUCAUUCAUGGGCUAAAACUGCUCCAGAAGAAAUGAAAGAUGGUCUCCAUGAAUACGUUGCUAAAGAAAGACAAAACAGAGAGAAGCUGUUAACCAUAACACAAGAGCUUGCCAUGGAAGUCACCCGUAAAAGUAAAGCAGCAGCAGUUGAACGCCGGAAGACGUGGGCUGGUACUCCAUCGUUUGACUAUCUCUCCACUUUUAAUGAAAGUCCAGCCAUAUAUAAUAAUGAUAUCCUCCUCGGAUAAGUGAGUCUUACCCAUAAGAACUUCAUAAUCCCUCUCUUCCAUAAAUAUCCCAACUCCGAAAACUACUUAUUACAUGGAUUAGUAACUCUGAAUGCCCCGCCUCAUUUUGUACCACCCUAGAUUUCCAUCCAUACAUUGAACCACCUAUUUUUACACACACUCCGCGUGUGUGUGUGUGUGUGUUACAAAAGCACUCGUGUAGGGACAGAGGUAUUCUAUUGUUUAUUACAAGUUGUAAUGAAAACAAUUUAACAUUGAGCUGAAGAAUUACACAAUAUUUCUUAGUUGAGUCCAUGUUUAUUAAACUUUCACCAGAAGACAGGUGACAGUGACUUUGGACUGUAAACAUGAACUCUACACAAAAGUUAUUGAGGAAUUCUUUCAAAGAAUUUGAUUUUGUUGAUGCCACAAAUUUUUGAAGUUUCAUUUUCUGAAGAGCUACAGAGAACACAAAUUCCGGGUUGAAUGAGAUUAAAAAUCUUUAGCUUUUGUUUCCUCAGGCUGACUGCAAUUCUAUUGUUUAUUGAGGGCAUCAUUAAAAUCUUCUUUCGUGCUUACAACCUUCAAGUGGUAGAGUUGCAGGUUUGAUGUAUUAGCUGUGUUUCAUGAUCCACUCUGAGAGUCAAGCACAGCAGUUCUCAACCGUCUUUAACCUGUGGACACUCCUUUGAUUCUUAUUUGGUUCAGUUAAAUCCUCAUACCAAUUCAAUGUUUUAAAAAAAUCCUAUAUUUAUUAUUAAAUAUUAUUAGGGAUUCUAUAUAUAAAAAAAAUAGUGUUAAAAUAUUUCGUGUAUGGUACAAAUAGAACCAAUUUAUUUCUCAUAAAUUUUAGCAACAAAAUCUUAUACAGACUCCAAGGAUCAUAUGGAUCUCCAAAAGUCAUAUGGACUCCCCCAAGGAUCAUAUGAACCCUCCCCAAGGUCAUAUGGACCUCCAAGGAUCAUAUGGAUCCCCAAGGAUCAUAUGGAUCCCCAAAGGUGAUAAGGACCUCCCAAGAAUCAUAUGGACCUCCAUCCAAGGUGAUAUGGACUCCAGUUGAGAACCAUUGGUCUAGCAGCUUUAUGAGAAGUUGAUUAUUCAUGGGAAUAUGAUUUCUGGAGGUAAAGAACCGCAUAGGAGUUUGACUGUCCAUGGUUUUAUGCUUUUACUGUGAGACUUCCUUAUUGGAGACAUCAUUGAUAUUUAUCAUGGCUUAUAGUUUGAUGUUGGGGAACUUAUUUAGUUAAAUGAGUAAAGAAUUGUAGAGGCAAAGAACCCUGUAUGAUUACAGAUUUAAUUAUCCGAAUGCUGUACAGUGGGUCAUCACUAUCAGACUUAAGACAUGUACUGACCUGACUCAUAAGGGAAGAGUUUCUGUUGCCAUGGAAACUUUUGUAGUGCCACCAUGAUAUAUCCUUGAGUCAAACAUAAAGCAUAGCGUUGGUGCUGAAUCAAUUUUUGCUACAGACAGAACACAGUUUUCCAAAUUUAAAAUGGUCCUAACCACAUCAUAUUUUAUUAAUAUGCCUGAAUAAUUGCAAAAUAUUUUAAGUAUUCAGCUAUUAUAGAUGAGAGAAAUAUGAAGAGAACUGGAUAAUCAUAUCAAAUGAAAAUGUUUUAGAAAUGGAUCACUAAUAUUGAUGAACAUUCAAACAUUUUAGCUCUAAUUUGUGUUUUUAAUUUUUAGUUUUAAGAAUAUAUUUUUAUUCUUUUUUAUCAAUGUAAAAUGAUUGUUUUUCAGUUUGUAACAUUUUAGUUAUGGCUUAUAACAACUACAAAUAGAAUGAAAUUUGUUCACCCUAGACUUCUAGAAAUUUUAUAAUUUUUGUAAUUUAAAAAAACCCAAAACAAAAUGGAUUUUGUUUAGGACAGAAAUAGGUUCUAAAUUGAUCCAUAAAUAUCUAAGAUAAAUUGUGUGUGUAUAUAUAUAUAUAUACAUAUAUAUAUAUAUAUAUAUAUAUAUAUAUAUAUAUAUAUAUAUAUAUAUAUGUGUAUAUAUAUAUAUACACACACAUACAUACACAUAUACACUUUUGUUGUUUGUCUCUAUAGGUUUCCCAUUGAAUUCAGAGCUAGCACUGCAUGUUACAAUGUUUUGUAAAUGAAUAUGUCCAGGUAAAUAAUGCGGUGGAAGACAUAAAAACUCAGCAAUGGGUGUAUAUGCAUAUUUCAAGAGUUAUUGCACUUUCAUCAGCACCAUAUCCAACCCAUCAUGAAAGCGCAAGAACUUUUGAAACCUACAUAUACACCUGUUACCCAUUUUUUCUUAUCUUCAGUUGCAUUGUUUACUCUAAAUUCUGAAGGAAAUCCAAAGAGAUAAACUUUAAAGUAAGUACACUGCACUGCUAACACAAGCUAAGAUGCAAUAUUGACUUGUAAACCUUUUAAUAUACUUGGUAAUAUAUUAUGGUUGCAAAAUUAAAUAUUGUGCCCUUGCCAGAAAUAUUAAACACACACUGUCUGUGUAUGUAUAUAGAUAUAAAGCAUUUGAGAGAGAGAGAGAGAGAGAAGGAGCAUUCUAUACAAUUGACAAAACAUAUUACUAUAUUUGGCAUUUUGGAAAUGAAGUGAAUUUCUUGAGUCCUUUUUCCCAAACUCAGGUUGUGCAGUUUUGGAUGCAAUUAAUAUUUAACCCCUUCAAUACCAACCUGGCUGAAACCGGCUCUGAGUACAAAUGCUUUGUUUUCAUAAGUUUUGAAUUAAAAUCUUCCACCAAACCUUAGUCACAAUUUAUGUUCCUAACACUAGCUGAAUGACAACUAAGUCAUUAAGCUAGUGUCAUGGGUUGAGUAGUUCGAUGGGAACCAACAAUCCAGAGGGCUGCCCUGUGCUCUAGAGUCAACUUCAGUUAUAGUUUCUACAGCUGGAUGCUCUUCCUAAUGUCAAUCACUUUACAGAGUAUAUGGGUACCUUUUAUUUUUGUGGCACCAGCACUCGUGAGGUCAUCAAGCACUCACAAGACUCCUCAAUGGAGUGGGCAAAGUUUUUACUUCUGUAUAGAAAAAAAAGACAGUUUGUUCCCGUCCACUGAAUCUUUCACAUUUUUCUCUCUUCUCAGACAACGGACAAUCACACACCUGCAUUUAUCUGUACACACAAACACACUCCACAUAAAAAAUAUAUUUCUUUCACUGAUUAAAAUAUCUUAACAUUUAUAUUCAUUGCUCCACCAGAGAUUGUAUAAUAUAAUAUUAUGUUUGACAGCUCAAAUGUAGUGGAUUGGCACAAGUGAUAAAGCAUUGUGGUAUAUAAUUGUGACAAUCUAUAUUCACACCAACUUUUACUGUCUAUUUUCUGUGCACACAUGGGGUAAAGAAGAUUUGUUGAGGGUCAUUUUCUACAGCUGGGUGUUCUUCCUCUCAUCAACCAUCACCUUUUUUCCAAUUAACGUAAUAUUUCCAUGUAGCCAAUCAUGGUUUUCACAGAAGACAAGAAACAACCUUGCUUUAUUUUUGCCUUGUAUCCUUUCAUCAUUGAUAAAAUAAAAACUUUGCCAAAUAAAAGAAUCAAUGGUUUGAUCCCCUCCCUCCAAAUUUAUGACCCUUUGCAUAUGUUAGCAAUCAAUAUUGCAUUUAACAUCUUGUUUAUCUAAAUUCUUAUUUUCUCUGUAAAUCUUAUUGGUAAUUCUUUACGAUUACAACAAAUGUAUAUAAAUGUUUCCCAGGCUGUUAGCCAUAAAUUUUCUACGCACACCUCUCUAUUUGACAAAAAAAAAGAAACAUAUGGUUAAUAGAUUUCCAAACUUCUAAUGUUAAAUCAUUUCACUAAUAUAGACAUAUAACAACUGUAUAUUUUGUACAAAAUAUUUUAUUCUACGCAUGUACAUAUCUGUACACAGACAUAACAAAAAUCAAAUAUUGGGCACUGUCCUUUUCUAUGCCAAUUUUUCAUAAUAAAAUGUAAAUAUAUAUUUUAACAGCAAUAAAUUUUAUACUUAAUUA
Octopus bimaculoides (California two-spot octopus) is the source of this 9486-nucleotide messenger RNA. RefSeq lists its product as uncharacterized. NCBI's taxonomy places the organism in Eukaryota, Metazoa, Mollusca, Cephalopoda, Octopoda, Octopodidae. Gene Ontology annotation, molecular function: protein binding. The record is from RefSeq and is a predicted model, not a curated record.